Salvia splendens (bonfire salvia) is the source of this 819-nucleotide messenger RNA. RefSeq lists its product as uncharacterized. Bases 1 to 819 code for a protein of 272 amino acids. The transcript is spliced from 3 exons. The record is from RefSeq and is a predicted model, not a curated record. Lineage: Eukaryota; Viridiplantae; Streptophyta; Magnoliopsida; Lamiales; Lamiaceae.
AUGUCAAACUUUGCUUACAAAUGUUUGAUGGAAACAAACAAGUUGACUGGGUCAAAUUUCACGGAUUGGCUCCGUUGUUUGCGCUUGGUGCUACGGCAUGACAAGGUUGAGUAUGUCCUGGACAAACCAAUCGGUGUCAUCCCCGAUAAGGAAUCUCUUGAGUUUGCUACGUUUGACGUUGAAGCUCAUCAGAAACACAUUGAUAAUGCUUCUGAUGCUCAGUGUGUCAUGUUGUCUUCUAUGAGUUUGGAACUGCAAAGACAACAUGAACACAUGUUUCCAUAUGAAAUGCUUAAGCACUUGGAGAGUUUGUAUGCUUCACAAGCUCAAACUAUGGAGUAUGAGAUACUUCGCGAUCUCUUCAAGUGCAAGCUUCGUGAUGGAAGCAAGGUUUCUGAGCAUGUGCUGAAAAUGAUUGGUUUGAUUGAGAGGUUAGCAUCGAUUGGAACGGUGCUCCCCGCAAAUGUCUCAACAAAUCUAAUUUUGCAGUCUCUACCUAGUAGUUUUGAGAAUUUCAUUGUGUAUUUCAACAUGAACAACACGAAGGUAAAAUCUGUGCUCAUGGUGAGCUCUUCUGCGAAAUCUUCGAAAUGGAAGAAUAAGCAACAACAGAAGAAGAAAGCAUCUAAGGAUGCUGUUCUAAAGCCUAAGAGUGGAGGGCCAAGAAGAAGUCGAAAUUAUCAAAGGAUGAGUGUCUUUUCUGUCAUGAGAAGAAACACUGGAAGAAAGACUGCCCAAAAUUCAAGGCACAAGGUGCAUAAAGUGGGAGCUCAGAUACAGCUUGUGGCUCACACAUUUGUAAUAAUGUGCAAGGUCUAA